AUGCCACGCGAUGACUACACCCGGCGAUCACGAUCCCCACUCCCACCCCGAUCUCCUUCGCCGGACGCACAGCCGCGACAGCGGAAACGACCUGGUGGUGGAGCGCGCAUGGGGCUGGUGGAUCCUCAAACGAUGCGCCGUCGGCAGGAGGAGCGCGACCGUGCACAGGAGGAGGACGCGAUGCGAAUGUCUCGUGAUCGAGGGGUGUCAGAUGUGGUCCGGCAGCACUACAAUGCGGUUCCCCAGCGAGGGCGCGAGUGGCGCAAGACAGAAAGCAAGAUCAAGGGGCUUCGGAGCUUCAACAAUUGGGUGAAGAGCACGCUGAUCCAGAAAUUUUCGCCGGACGAGGAGUUCCUCUCUCGCUUCGGCAAGACCGAUGAAUGGGCGAACGACGGCAGCUCGGGCCCGCCCCCAACAGACGACAAGCGACUGCUCGUGCUCGAUCUGGGCUGCGGCAAGGGCGGCGAUCUGGGCAAAUGGCAGCUGGCUCCGCAGCCGGUUGAUCUCUAUGUCGGCCUUGAUCCGGCUAAUAUCUCCAUCGAACAGGCGCGAGAGCGGUAUAAUGGCAUGCGGAGUGGUCGUGGACAGCGCGGCCGUCGGCCCCCGCAGCCGAUUUUCCACGCUGAGUUCGUUCCAAAGGACUGCUUCGGCGAGUGGCUGGGCGAUGUCCAGAUCAUCCAGCAGGUGGGAAUUGAUGCCAAUGCUGGACCCGGCGGGUCGAUGAUGGCUGCCCGCUGGGGCGGUGGUGGUGGCUUCGAUAUUGUCACGUCCAUGUUUGCCAUUCAUUACGCAUUUGAAAGCGAGGAGAAGGCUCGCCAGAUGCUCCGCAAUGUGUCCGGAUGUCUCAAGAAAGGCGGCCGUUUCCUCGCCGUGUGCCCCAACCCGGAUAUCAUCAGCAGCCGGGUCGCUGCAUUUCACAAGCAGCGCCAGGAGCGCGAGGCGACCAAACCCGCCCAGCCGGAAGGUCCCGAGGAUGGGGAAGUCGAGGAGGAUGACCGAGCGCAAUGGGGCAACGAUAUCUACCGUGUCCGUUUUCCGGGACAGACACCCGAGGACGGUGUCUUCCGGCCGCCGUUUGGAUGGAAAUACAGCUAUUUCAUGCAGGAGGCCGUCGAGGAGGUUCCUGAAUACGUCGUCCCGUGGGAAGCAUUCCGAGCUUUGACCGAGGACUAUAACCUGGAGUUGCAGUACCGCAAGCCGUUUAUGGAGAUCUGGGAGGAAGAGAAGAACGACCCGGAACUGGGCCCACUGAGCGAGCGCAUGGGUGUCCGAGACCGUGCGACGGGCGCGUUGGCGAUGACCGAGGAGGAGAAGGAGGCAGUCAGCACUAAUGAUUACCCCAUUCGGCCUAGUGCUAUCGCGUCGCGUAAUCUCAACUCUUUCAUCAUCUUCACCGUCAACCCUCCAUUCAACGAGCAGGAGAGCAUAAAUCCCCUUUUGUCCACCAUGCUAUCGGCAACACCACGCCAAUCGGCAACGCCGCGCCGAUCCCGGGCGCCGCAAUCACAUAACCCAUCCAGCGCGGCCCGCAGCAGAAGACAAGAAAGCCUACCGGCCUCACGGCCGCCUCUACCACCCUACGAACUGCCCGAAGCGCCUCUUACAGCCGAAGCCCAUCGCAAGCUAGCCUCGCUGCUUGAAUCCCCAUCUUUGCGCCAUCUGAAAACUCACAUCCAGCACGCGACGGAGAAACUCACUGAUUCGGCGGGCGAGAUAAACGACCGCCUCUGCGACGCGAAGGUACGAUACCAGCGUAGCAAAGAUGCUCGACGACGCAAUGAGGAGAGUGCAGAUGGUAACGAAGAAGAGGGGACUGCCGAGAGCGAUGAAGAGCAUCGCCGUCUCGAGGACGCGGAGACCAAGGUCAAUGCCGUUACUGAGCGGCUCGAGGCUAGGAUGCGUCUGAUGAUUGAUACAGAGGGGAAGUUGCAGGGUCUGACAGAUGCUGUUACGGAUGUGCAGAUGGAGGAGGCGCAGGCGCAGACUGCUGCGUUGGGACCUAGACGAACUCGGAGACAGAGGCCGCGACAUGGGAAUGAUCAGGAGGAGGAGGAUAAUGAUGAUGAUGAUGAUGAUCAAGAGGAUGAGGAUUUUGAAGACACGCCGGAAAGGGAGGUGCGAGAGCGCAAUGCGCAGAAUCCGCUUAGUCGCAGGGUGGAAGACGCGAUUGCGGAGAAGGGAGGCAAGUGGGAGGAUCUGUCUCUCACAGAGAGGUGA
This is a messenger RNA of Penicillium lagena, 2217 nucleotides long. RefSeq names its product mRNA (guanine-N7)-methyltransferase (gene abd1). Gene Ontology annotation, cellular component: nucleus. Gene Ontology annotation, biological process: 7-methylguanosine mRNA capping. NCBI's taxonomy places the organism in Eukaryota, Fungi, Ascomycota, Eurotiomycetes, Eurotiales, Aspergillaceae. The record is from RefSeq and is a predicted model, not a curated record. The transcript is spliced from 3 exons. Bases 1 to 2217 code for a protein of 738 amino acids. Gene Ontology annotation, molecular function: mRNA 5'-cap (guanine-N7-)-methyltransferase activity.